This is a messenger RNA of Acomys russatus (golden spiny mouse), 1231 nucleotides long. RefSeq names its product prostaglandin E synthase 2 (gene Ptges2). The coding region runs from base 1 to 1131 and encodes 376 amino acids. Gene Ontology annotation, cellular component: mitochondrion. The transcript has 7 exons. NCBI's taxonomy places the organism in Eukaryota, Metazoa, Chordata, Mammalia, Rodentia, Muridae. Gene Ontology annotation, molecular function: prostaglandin-E synthase activity. The record is from RefSeq and is a predicted model, not a curated record.
AUGGCCCAGGCUGCGCGCGUUGCGUGGGUGCUCGGCUCGAGCCGGUGCGUCCUGGCGGAGGGGCUGCGCACACGACCCUGGCUGUCACUCUCGGCCCAGAGCCGUGCUGGCUUCUCUAGGACGGCGGCCGGAAACCGGGGCGCCGCGGUCAGCAAGGGGAGCCCGCGGUUGCUGGGGGCGGCGGCGCUGGCCCUGGGCGGCGCGCUGGGGCUGUACCACACCGUGCGGUGGCAUCUGCGUUCCCAGGACCUCCGCGCCGAGCGCCCGGCUGCGCAGCUGUCCCUGUCCAGCCACCUGCAGCUGACCCUGUACCAGUACAAGACGUGCCCCUUCUGCAGCAAAGUCCGUGCCUUCCUCGACUUCCACUCCCUGCCCUAUGAGGUGGUGGAGGUGAACCCUGUCAGAAGAGCUGAGAUCAAAUUUUCCUCCUACAGGAAGGUGCCCAUCCUGGUGGCCCAGGAAGGAGACAGCUUGCAACAGCUGAAUGACUCCUCAGUCAUCAUCAGUGCUCUGAAGACCUACCUGGUUUCAGGGCAGCCCCUGGAAGAGGUCAUCACCUAUUACCCACCCAUGAAGGCCACGAAUGACCAGGGCAAAGAGGUGACCGAGUUCUGCAACAAGUACUGGCUCAUGCUGAACGACAAGGAGGUGCAGCGGAUGUACGGCGGGAAGGAAGCCAGGGCGGAGGAGAUGAAGUGGCGGCAGUGGGCGGAUGACUGGCUGGUGCACCUCAUCUCCCCCAACGUGUACCGAACACCUGCCGAGGCCUUGGCCUCCUUCGACUACAUUGUCCGCGAGGGCAAGUUUGGGGCUGUGGAGGCCGCCAUGGCCAAGUAUGUGGGUGCAGCUGCCAUGUACCUCAUCAGCAAGCGCCUCAAAAGCAGGCACCACCUGCAGGAUGACGUACGUGCAGACCUCUAUGAGGCAGCCAACAAAUGGGUGACAGCCGUGGGCAAAGACCGGCCGUUCAUGGGGGGUCAGAAGCCUAACCUUGCUGACCUGGCAGUGUAUGGCGUGCUGCGAGUAAUGGAGGGUCUGGAGGCCUUCGAUGACCUGAUGCGACACUCGCACAUCCAGCCUUGGUACCUGCGGAUGGAGCGGGCCAUUGCUGAAGCCCCCUCGAUGCAUUGAGUCUCCCCUAGCUGCAGAGACUAGUUGCUAGGGGGCCCAGACCUCUGACCAGCCCCUGGCCAUGCUGGCAGGGAGCAGAGCCAUUCCAUCUCGGCUCUAC